UAACGUCUUCCACAAGACCACAAUUGUGAUCAAAGUUCACUUCCUGAAACUACUUCCUCAACUAUUACUGGGCAAACCUCAAACUUCAUAUUCACAUCACCAAUUGGCAGAUGACCAUGGAGUAUCAGAACAUUUCUAACAGCUCUCCGUUUGCCCGAACCUCAGUGGUAACAUCCAGCACUGUUCUUGGAUUGUGCUGUGCGCUGGGUGUACCAGGUAAUAUAGCGGUGCUGGUCAUGCUCGCCCAGCAUUUAAAGGAUGAAAAUUUCACCCCAAAACUGAUGCUGAGUCUGGCUGUCUCAGAUCUAUUAAGUCUGAUAUUUCUGCCUGUGUGGAUUUAUGCCCUCCUGAACGGCUGGGUUUUUGGCCAAGGUCUGUGUAAAUUACUUUCCUAUGUAGUGUACUGGAGCCUCUACAGUAGUGUGCUUUCUGUCACCUUGUUAAGUGUGCAAAGGUACCUGCAGGUGCUGUAUCCACAGCGAUGGGCGAAGCUCGGGCAGAAGGGUCAGAAGGGGCUGAUUUUUGGAAUAUGGACAUUAAGUGGAGUUUUGGGUUCUUAUGCUCUUUAUUACCGAAACGUGAAGAAGAAUAAGAACGGGCUUCUACGCUGUUAUCAGGAUUAUACGAAUAAACAAGAAAAACUAGUUGUCUUACUUGUCGAGACUCUAGUGAUGUUUUUUGUGCCUCUCUUCAGCCUGUUGUGCUUCUACCAUCGACUUCAUCAACGAAUAAGUCAGUCAGCUUCCUUCAGAAGCCACAGGCUGACAAAACUGGUCAUCAGAAUCGUAGUGGCCUUCUUCGUAUUUGGGACCCCCUCUAUGAUCAACAACUUGGUCUUAAUGGCAGUGCCAUGGGAAUCAGAUGUCAGCAACAAUGUAACCGGCGCUCUUUUCUUUAUUAACAGUUGUGUGAACCCCUUUCUUUAUGCCUUCUCAGCUCGAAUGGUGCGAUGCAGAAGAAAACAGCAUUCAGAUCAGCCACAACAAAAUCUGAAUGAAAGCUGA
Sinocyclocheilus grahami is the source of this 1004-nucleotide messenger RNA. RefSeq names its product leukotriene B4 receptor 1-like. The transcript has a single exon. Gene Ontology annotation, molecular function: C-C chemokine receptor activity; C-C chemokine binding. Bases 111 to 1004 code for a protein of 297 amino acids. Gene Ontology annotation, biological process: G protein-coupled receptor signaling pathway; immune response; calcium-mediated signaling. Gene Ontology annotation, cellular component: membrane; external side of plasma membrane. NCBI's taxonomy places the organism in Eukaryota, Metazoa, Chordata, Actinopteri, Cypriniformes, Cyprinidae. The record is from RefSeq and is a predicted model, not a curated record.